ACCGGAUGAUGACAGAAGUUUGCGGUUUAAUGUGGAGACUUUUAUCAUGCAGUCUUCCAGCUUUUAACCUCUCUGGGAUUCUGACGCUGUAGGGGCUGUUGAAUCUAACUUGCUUGUACUCAAAGACAGUCAGACAGCCUGCUGUGCCAUCUGGGAACUUUGUGUCUGCAGCUGGAAGAGCGACCCUCUGGCUCUCAUUUAUCCGGGUUGGAGAGCAGAAAAGAGCCCACUGGGCUGACCGAGGCGCCGCGAUGGGAAACCGGGGAAUGGAAGACCUCAUUCCCCUGAUCAACAAGCUCCAGGACGCCUUCAGCUCCAUCGGACAGACCUGCAACUUGGACCUGCCGCAGAUAGCGGUUGUCGGCGGCCAGAGCGCAGGGAAGAGCUCGGUGUUGGAGAAUUUUGUUGGAAGGGACUUCUUGCCAAGAGGAUCUGGCAUCGUCACCCGUCGCCCUCUCAUUCUGCAGUUGGUAAACAGUAAAGCAGAAUAUGCAGAGUUCCUGCACUGUAAGGGCCGUAAGUUUGUGGACUUUGAUGAGGUCCGUCAGGAGAUUGAAGCCGAGACUGACCGGCUUACAGGAUCCAAUAAGGGCAUCUCCCCCAUCCCCAUCAACCUGCGUGUUUACUCCCCUAAUGUGCUGAACCUGACACUGAUUGACCUGCCGGGGAUGACCAAAGUUGCUGUGGGGGACCAGCCUCAUGACAUCGAGUUUCAGAUCAGAGACAUGCUGAUGCAGUUUAUCACCAAGGAGAGCUGUCUGGUCCUCGCUGUCACCCCAGCUAACACUGACCUGGCAAAUUCUGAUGCCCUCAAGAUCGCCAAGGAAGUGGACCCUCAGGGGCUGCGGACUAUCGGUGUGAUCACAAAGCUGGACCUGAUGGACGAGGGGACGGACGCGCGAGACAUCCUGGAAAAUAAACUACUGCCACUCCGCAGAGGCUACAUCGGGGUGGUGAACCGCAGCCAAAAGGACAUCGAUGGGAAGAAAGACAUCCGUGCUGCUUUGGCUGCUGAGAGGAAAUUCUUCCUGUCCCACCCUGCGUACAGACACAUCGCAGAACGCAUGGGCACACCACACCUGCAGAAGACGCUCAAUCAGCAACUUACCAACCACAUUCGAGACACGUUGCCAGGCCUGCGCAGUAAGCUGCAAAGCCAGCUGCUGUCGCUGGAGAAGGAGGUGGAGGAGUAUAAAAACUUCCGGCCCGAUGACCCUGCACGCAAAACCAAGGCGCUACUUCAGAUGGUGCAGCAGUUUGGUGUAGACUUUGAGAAGUGCAUUGAAGGCUCUGGAGAUCAGGUGGACACCUCCAACCUGUCUGGUGGAGCAAAAAUCAACCGUAUCUUUCAUGAGAGGUUUCCUUUUGAGCUGGUGAAGAUGGAGUUUGAUGAGAAGGAGCUGAGGAAAGAGAUCAGCUACGCCAUCAAAAACAUCCACGGUGUCAGGACAGGCCUUUUCACCCCAGACCUGGCGUUUGAGGCCAUAGUGAAAAAGCAGAUCAUUAAGCUGAAAGAGCCGUGUCUGAAAUGCAUCGACCUGGUCAUCCAGGAGCUCAUCAACACAGUCAGACAGUGCACUAAUAAGCUGGGAUCAUACCCUCGACUGAAAGAAGAGACCGAGAGGAUCGUCACCACCUACGUCAGAGAGAGAGACAGCAAGACCAAAGACCAGGUGCUGCUUCUGAUAGACAUUGAGCUCUCCUACAUCAACACCAACCAUGAAGAUUUCAUUGGGUUUGCCAAUGCUCAGCAGAGGACGGCUGCUAACGCCACCAAGAAGAGAGUCAUGCCCAACCAGGUGAUCCGUAGAGGUUGGCUCACAAUCAACAUCAGUAUCAUGAAGGGAGGAUCCAAGGAUUACUGGUUUGUCCUGACGGCAGAGUCCCUCUCCUGGUACAAAGAUGAAGAGGAGAAAGAAAAGAAGUACAUGCUGCCUCUUGAUAACCUGAAGCUGAGAGACGUGGAGAAGGGCUUCAUGUCCAGUAAACAUGUCUUUGCCAUUUUCAAUACUGAACAGAGGAAUGUGUAUAAGGACCUGCGUCAGAUCGAGCUGGCUUGUGACACCCAGGAGGAUGUGGACAGCUGGAAGGCUUCCUUCCUGCGAGCAGGUGUUUACCCAGAGAAAGACCAGCCUGACAACGAAGAAGCCAUGAAUUCAAAUGACACCGUGUCUAUGGACCCUCAGCUGGAGCGUCAGGUGGAGACCAUCCGCAAUCUUGUGGACUCGUACAUCGGCAUCGUCAACAAGUCCAUCAGAGACCUCAUGCCCAAGACCAUCAUGCACCUCAUGAUUAACAGUGCUAAGGACUUCAUCCACUCAGAGCUGUUGGCUUACCUGUACUCUGCAGGGGAUCAAGGUAGCAUGAUGGAGGAGUCACCAGAGCAGGCACAGAGGAGGGAUGAGAUGCUGAGGAUGUAUCACGCUCUAAAGGAGGCCCUAGUCCUCAUUGGAGACAUCAGUACCAGCACGAUCUCCACCCCAGUCCCCCCACCAGUAGACGACACCUGGAUUGCUAAGGAUCCAAGUCCCCCUCCAGCAUCCCGUCCUGCAGCAGCCACAGCGCUCCCUCCUGGGCGACCUCCAGCAGUACGAGGGCCAACUCCAGGUCCUCCGCUUCCUCUCAACCCAUCACCAGCAUUCGGAGCCCCGCCUGUUCCAUCUCGACCCGGCCCGGAUCCCGUGUCCGGUGCUGUUCCUCUUGUCCCCUCCAGGCCGGCUCGCGUGCCACCUGCUCUACCACCGGGGAUCCCCAGCAGAAGACCUCCAGCUGCUCCCAACCGACCCACUGUCAUCCGUCCUUCAGAGCCCUCCCUGCUCGACUAGAAACAGAAACUUUCUCUUUGUUUAUACUUUUAUAUGAGCAGAAAUAUUCCUUUUUUAUGUUUAUUCAUUUAACUACAAACUUAGUUCUACUGUAACUGGUAAUCAGAUGCUGUUUCAGUCUGUGCAUUUCAGAAAGAUUCUGUAUGUAAUUUUGACUUUACAAAGUAUACAAAGAAAUAUUCUGCAUUCAGUCUUAUGAUAAAGGGAACAUUCAAUGAUUUUAUUGACUUACAGAUUAUAAACCCAAGAGUCUAAGUGGAUUUUUAUUUCAUUUGAACGUGUCUUUAAGAUAUUAUUCGUAACUUUUAUGUAAUGCUAAAAUGUAAUGUCUUUUUAACAUUUUGUCAGUAAUCUUAAACAUGAAGCACCUCAUGAAGGAAGCAGCACUUUUUGAUGGAGCCUUUUUUAUUCAUUGAUCUUUAAAGAUCCAGAUUAGUUUAUCAAAAUUAGACCAGCUAAUUACAUUUUAAUGCAUCGUGUAGCUGCUAAGCCUUUUAUUACAAGGAUAUGGAAACACACUGCUGCCACAGAAAUAUCUCUUCAGUUGAAAAGCGUAUUUUUCUUACAGCUUGUCUUUUAAUGUCAUAGCUAUGUGAAUCUUUCACUAUCUUAUGAUUCGGAUCAUUUCAAUUCUGGAAGUGAGGAUGCGAUUAAAAGCUAUUUUUGAUACAGAUCCCAUUAUUUGAUUCCCAGCAUAUUCCCUAUUUGUUACAGUGCAUUCAGAAAGUAUUCAAACCCCUCACUUUUUUCCAGUUUUGUUAUGUUGCAGCCUGAUGUUGCAAUAAAAACAUUUUUCCCAGUACCCCACAAUGACAAAGUGAAAACAACAACUU
Molecule: messenger RNA, 3658 nt
Organism: Cheilinus undulatus (humphead wrasse)
Lineage: Eukaryota; Metazoa; Chordata; Actinopteri; Labriformes; Labridae
Product: dynamin-2-like
Exons: 20
Coding region: 252-2825 (857 amino acids)
Cellular component (GO): cytoplasm; membrane; microtubule
Molecular function (GO): GTP binding; GTPase activity; microtubule binding
Source: RefSeq, a predicted model, not a curated record